UCUUGGAGGCACACUGCAGGACGGGGUCAGAGGGAAUGGGCAGGUGGGGCAGGGGCCCUCUGGCCACCAGAGCCCUAAUAUUGGGCAGAAAUGGGUAAUGUGAUGUCACCUCAUUGCUGUGGGUGCAUUUCAGGCAAGGCCCCCCUCACUGUCCCAGGAGGGAUGACUCAUCCCCAUAUCCAUGAGCAACCCAGGGCCCAGAGGCUGAGUGCCCUGCCAAAGGUCCCUGACCACCCCCCUGGGGCACAGGCAAGGACAAGGCCACAGCCCUACGGGGCAGAGUCCAGAGGAGCCACAGGCGGGGGUAACCGGGGUGCGGGGAUCCAGAACACCUGUCCCCACGCACCCUACAGCUAUGGGGAUCCCAAGCAGUGGGUGGCCUUUCUGGGCACACCGUUCCUAAGUGGCGCUGAGGGGCAGCUGGAGCGCGUGGCACGCAUCUACAAGCACCCCUUCUACAACCUCUACACGCUCGACUAUGACGUGGCGCUGCUGGAGUUGGCUGGGCCUGUGCACCGAAGCCGCCUGGUUCGGCCCAUCUGCCUGCCGGAGCCUGCACCCCGGCCCCCCAAUGGGGCACGCUGUGUAAUCACCGGCUGGGGCUCCGUGCGAGAGGGAGGCUCCAUGGCACGGCAACUGCAGAAGGCGGCUGUGCGCCUCCUCAGCGAGCAGGCCUGCCGCCGCUACUACCCCGUGCAGAUCAGCAGCCGCAUGCUGUGUGCCGGCUUCCCGCAGGGUGGCGUGGACAGCUGUUCGGUAAGCACAGUUUAACACUGAAAAGGGUGUUCUGCCGGGGG
Messenger RNA from Myotis brandtii (Brandt's bat), 797 nucleotides. RefSeq names its product transmembrane protease serine 9. The record is from RefSeq and is a predicted model, not a curated record. Lineage: Eukaryota; Metazoa; Chordata; Mammalia; Chiroptera; Vespertilionidae. The transcript has 2 exons. Gene Ontology annotation, biological process: proteolysis. Gene Ontology annotation, molecular function: serine-type endopeptidase activity. Bases 91 to 771 code for a protein of 226 amino acids.